CUGCUGUUCCAGGAGACCAACCCGGGCGUGCGGUACCAGUACACCAUCCAGCGCCCCGCGGACAGCGAGAACGAGAUCGAGCAGGCGGAGUUCCUCUGGCGCUUCGGCUCCUGGGCCACGUGCACCGCCACGUGCGGGACUGGGGUGCAGCGGCAGAUCGUGCACUGCGUGGAGAAGCUGGCCGGCAUCGUGGAGGAGCGGUACUGCGACGCGCUCACCCGCCCUGAUGACCAGCAGAGGACGUGCAGCGAGGAGCCCUGCCCGGCCAGGUGGUGGGUCGGCGAAUGGCAGAAAUGCUCGGCCACCUGCGGCCGGUCGGGGCUGAUGAAGAGGACGGUGCUCUGCAUCCAGAGCGUGGGGCUGGACGAGCAGAGGGCCUUGCAGCAAGCAGACUGCCAGCACCUCUCCAAGCCAGACGCCACCGCGCCCUGUCACCGGGAGGUCCCCUGUCCCUCCCAGUGGGCCAUGGGGAACUGGUCCGAGUGCUCCGCAACGUGUGGAAAUGGGACACAGAGACGCCCUGUUUACUGCAGCAACAGCACUGGAGCCGCUUGUGACCCUGCAGAAAGACCCAGCUCGGAAACUAUUUGCUCCUUGCUGCAGUGCCAGGAGAAAUUAGACAACGCCAACACGGACUGGUCUGGCAGUGGGUCCUCCAGCAGAGAGAUAUUUAAUGAAAUACAUUACAUCCCCAGCAACCACAUUGCUAAAUUUAACCCCUUAAUUCCAAAUAUUCCAGAGUCCAGUGAUGUCAAUAUCAUUACUGAGGAGGACUUCUCAGCCAGAAAGGGAAAUGUCUUUGUUGACGAUUUUUACUAUGAUUAUAAUUUUAUCAACUUCCAUGAGGAUCUGUCUUACUAUCCCUUCACGGAGAAGGAGACCAAAGGCGAGGAGCAUAAGCCAGAGCUGAGCACCAACGACGUGGAGGGGUCCCAUGAGAUACCCGCUGAUGUCCUGCACACCAUCAAGGUGGGAGCAGGAGCAAGUGAGAACCAUCUGGUGACCAGCGAAGCAAACGCUUCUGCUCCCGUGCACGGCGAAGGAGAGACGGAGCCUGGGGGUUUAGCCACGAAUGACUUCCUGAGCGUGGUCCCUGAGGAUGUGGGGACAGCCGCUCCCGACCACACUAUCCCUCACCUCUCGGGUGAGGAGGAGAACGCAAUGCUUGCGCCCCGCUCCGAGGACCUCCUGCCCACCCAGAGCACCACGAGUCACGACUCUGCAAACAGCCACGACCACCUGCCCUCGGGUGAACCCCAAGGAGCCGGGCCGACGAGGCCCGGACCUGGGCAGGAUGCUCCAGCCGGCAGCCUCGCUCCCCGGGCUCCUUACCCAGCUGAUCCCUCCUCGCCGCUGCCCGCUGGUGCAGCCAACACGUCCAACAGCCUGGGAGAACCGGGGAGCACCGGGGAGGGGCACAUGAGCACAGAGGGGCCGGGUAACGCCGGCAGUGAGGAGCACGACAUGGCCGGCUCUUCAGGGAAAGGCCAUGAAGACUCAAGGGAAAUGGGUCUUGUCGUCACCGGUGAUGCUAACGGUGCUGCCCCCAAGACCCAGGAGCAGGAAGGGUGGGCAGAAAUGCUGGAGGGGACGGCGGGCACGCACGCAGUGCCGGGGGCCGACAUGCAAGCCAGGGUGGCAGAUCUUUCCUUCCCCACCCUGCAGGGACCGGG
This is a messenger RNA of Fulmarus glacialis (Northern fulmar), 1673 nucleotides long. RefSeq names its product A disintegrin and metalloproteinase with thrombospondin motifs 7-like. The transcript has 4 exons. The record is from RefSeq and is a predicted model, not a curated record. The annotation marks the transcript as partial. Gene Ontology annotation, molecular function: metalloendopeptidase activity. Gene Ontology annotation, biological process: extracellular matrix organization. NCBI's taxonomy places the organism in Eukaryota, Metazoa, Chordata, Aves, Procellariiformes, Procellariidae. Gene Ontology annotation, cellular component: extracellular matrix.